Hydra vulgaris (swiftwater hydra) is the source of this 1700-nucleotide messenger RNA. NCBI's taxonomy places the organism in Eukaryota, Metazoa, Cnidaria, Hydrozoa, Anthoathecata, Hydridae. The record is from RefSeq and is a predicted model, not a curated record.
AAUAUAGCCAACAUUUUCACAACCGACUCUCAAGCGCGAAAUAAUAUUUUAUCUUUCAAGAAUUCAAACGUUGCUCCUCUGUCUUUUUCAAAAGUUGAUAUUCCUUUUACUAAAAACUCACUUCCAUACAUGAAAGAAACAUGUAAAUCGGUUUUGGAAAACAUCAACACAUCUUGGAAUUCUUUAUAUGAUACGCCGUUUUUAAAGGUUUUGUCAAAAUUACCCUCAACCAAUUUAGUAGAAAAGUUAUCUUCUGCAGAUAAAAAAAAAAAACUUCGAAAAUCCCACAGGAAGUUAAAGGCGACAAUUGAAAAUCAUUGGGAAAAAUAUAGCAAAGAUACCAAUACAUUGUUUGGUGUUCGUCAAUCAAGAUCAUCUUAUUUAAAGAUUCGCUCAAGCCUUCACUUUGAAUCUAAAAAAGAUGCUGUUAAACGAACGACAUGCUUUACGAGCAAUGCUAUUGGUCAAAAGAGAAAAAGACAUUCACCGAACCCUAACAACAUUGAUUUCAAUAAAGUUGAAAUGUUAAAUGAAGUACAGAAAAUGAAAAAAGGCUCAGAAAUUAAUCUCUCGGCUCUUGCAAAGAAAUACAAAAUUGAUGGAUUAAACGGUAAUAUGGUUGUCCGUGAGUUCCUGGAACAAAAUAAUGUUGAUAUAACCGCCUUUAGUAGUACUAAACUUAAUAAAACUAGAGUAAGAAGAAAACUCAAUAAACUAUCAGGCAGUGGAAUAUCUGUGCCAAUCCCACGUUCAUUUAAAAAGAUUAAAGAAGAUUUAAAUCAAAAUAUCACUUCUGGAAAAUACAUAUUAGGAACAUUGAUUGAACCUAAAAUAUAUUCAUCAAUUUCUACAGAUAAACAUGGAAAAAUAGAAAUUUCCAAAUCUUCUAUUUCAGGUAGAAAGAUUUCAUUGCAUGAAUUACGCAAAAAGAUUUUUGAAAAUCAUAUAUCGCAAAAAAUUAUUCGAGAAAAUCCGACAGGAAUAUAUAGCAGAAAUUUGAUAAUUUGGUCAGAUCAUGCUUCAAUUUUAAACUCGGGUCACUUAUUACUCAUUGUCAAACCAAUUUAUGAUGAUGAACUGUACUAUAAUGAUAAAGAAAUGUUUGACAAAACUGGUAACCAUUACAAUGUCCAAGAGUUGGUAGAAACUCCUCAUUUGUACAUAUUUGGAUGCAUAAAUGACACAAUUGCAGGGAAACUGUCUUAUGUAGAAUCUAGAUUAGAAGAUAUUAAAGAUUUGCAUAUUCCCAUAAAAAUUAACGGACAAGAAAUUCAUGACGUCUUAAGAUUUUUUCACGGUAUUAAUUCUAAAAUGUAGUCACUUUUUUACAUGACGGAAAGCAAAAUGGCGAGGAGAGAGAAUGGGGGAAUUUUAUUCAAGAUGUAGAAUCUUGAAUGAAAUUGGAACUUGGCAGUUUUUUUAAAAUUAAGAUUUUAAUUUUACUGCAUAUUUUAUGUAUAUCCACAAAAAUGAAGAAUUAUGAUUUUUUCAGAGAUAAUUUACUUAAUUUAACUUUUCCAGGGAAAAGAAUUCGGGUAGAGAUAAAUAUGAAAAACAGUACUUAAAAUUCAACCCUGUUAUCAGUUGUACUUUAAUGUAAAUUUAGACAUGAAAUGUUGAAAAAAGUUUUUUUUAUUUAGGUGAUCAUCCAGAAAUCCAAUUUGAAGCUGGAAAUCUUCAUGGUGGUUAUUAUCCAUGCU